GUAAAUAAAGCGCUGGCGAAUGUAUUCCCGCCACUACUUUGUACAAACUCGUACCUGGCUACAUAAGCAACAAGUAACCUGGCAGCCGACCCUAUUCAAGUAACACAAUGGAUGAAAUGUAUCUGGAUAAUAUUGAUGAAUAUGUCAAUGACCACAAUAAGAUAGUAACCUACAAAUGGCUCAGUCUCACACUUGGUGUCCAUGUCAACCUGGCCAAACAAAUGCUGUUUCAUUACUUGGAGCAGAAAAGGAGAGAGAGUUCUACUCAGCUUCAUGCUACUUAUCUAGUCUCUGGCAAGUUUGUUGAGAAUGGCCAGGCAAGCCAUAAGGUGUCGGUUGUGCGAGAAGAUCAGCUGGAGGAUGUGAAGUCGAAGUUGAGCCUGACUGUUAGUGUCCACGUGUACAGCGUCCAGAAAGCUGAGCUGAAAGACAGUGGUCCCCUGUACAGUGUUGAUUAUGACGCUGUGAAGGAGAAUAUUAAGAACUGCAGCAGGUACAGUGCUAUCCACUGUGCCAGCGCAAUCCCCAUAGAGACUCCUGAGAGAACACAGGCCCCGCCACCAGACACGGAACAAGAAGUCAAAUCUGUCAUGAAUGGUCAAACCAGUCUGCCUGCUAAACCUACCGCCAAGCCUAAAGGAAUCAUGGGAAUGUUUGGAAACAAGAAUGCCCCCAAAAACGAAAAAGAGAUCAAGUCGGAGAAGAAGGAGGACACACCUGCCCAUGUACCAGCGAUUGAGAUCUCCAAAAAUAAACCAGUUUCCAAGACAAAUGCUAUGAGUAACUUCUUCGGGAAACAAGCAGCAAAAAAGCCUGCGGACCCGGUGAAACAGGAGGAAGUAGCUGAACCUUCUCCAGUAGAGAGUAAACCUACAAGCCCGCCUGUGAAACAAACUCAGCUGGAGAUGGAGGAACCGGAGGAUGUGCUCGAGAAGGAGCACGGAAGCAAGACCAAGAGGCUCAACCAUUCUGAUGGUGAGGAGGAGAAAACAGAGAGCCAGAAGAAGAAGAGAAGGAGGAUCAAGAAGCCUCAGCCAGACAGUAGUGACGAUGAGGUUAUUCCUGAUUCUCCACGGCAACAAGAUGUGAGGAAGCCUUCAUCGAGUCGAGGCUGCCAAGUAAAGAGAGAACCAGUUUCAUGCCCUGAUGAGAAGUCCCCUAAGAAGAGGAAAAGGAGGCGUGUCUUGAAAGCUCAUACCUUUCAGGAUGAAGAGGGCUGCAUUGUGACAGAGAAGGCCUUCGAGAGUGAAUCCUACUCUGAGACGGAGGAUGAAGUACAGGCCAGUAAACCCACUUCAGCCCCCGCUACACUAUCAACUGGCAAGAAAGAGGAAAAGAAAAGCCAGAAGAAAUCUACUCCCACUGCCAAUAAAGGAACCAAGCAGGCUUCAAUUAUGGGAUUUUUCCAGAAGAAAUGAUAAAUGACCUCUUCUGUUGUUGUUGAGCACUCCGGAUGACCACCAGGGAUCACCACCAUCAGUUGAACUUGACAACCUUGUGGACAUUGGUUUGGCUAACUCACGUUCUUCAGUUCUACACAGAAACAAUGGGGUCUCACAUUGGGUUUAGUUAUUUGGCAACACCAUGUGGAACAUGACACUUGUUUUAUUGCUUUGACAAUGGCAAUUUUUCCUAACUCUCUUUACUGUAUAUCAUUAAAUGAUGUCAACCUUUUCACCAAUGCUGUGAUAUAUCUGACUGCUGUACUUCAACAGUAGAAUGGAUCUGGUGAGCUAGUGAGCCAUGUCUUAUAUAAACAAGUGUGAAUUUCAUAAUAGUCCACGUACGCACAUGCAAUUUUUGUGGACUGACCGAGCAAGCUAUCGAGCUGCUUGUCGCAGCAAAAAUUUGUAGAAUGUCUGUAGUUAGCCAUAAUAUAGUUGGAUGUGUAUAGUUGGAUGUGUAAUCAAAAUUAAAGUAUUUUCAUACAA
Osmerus eperlanus (European smelt) is the source of this 1931-nucleotide messenger RNA. It is a transcript of the gene pold3, whose product is annotated as polymerase (DNA-directed), delta 3, accessory subunit. Bases 108 to 1418 code for a protein of 436 amino acids. Lineage: Eukaryota; Metazoa; Chordata; Actinopteri; Osmeriformes; Osmeridae. The record is from RefSeq and is a predicted model, not a curated record. The transcript has 12 exons. Gene Ontology annotation, biological process: DNA synthesis involved in UV-damage excision repair; DNA strand elongation involved in DNA replication; DNA replication. Gene Ontology annotation, cellular component: nucleus; delta DNA polymerase complex. Gene Ontology annotation, molecular function: DNA-directed DNA polymerase activity.